CGUUCUUCGAUAGCAGACCGCAUUUGUUUACAACUGAAAUUUAAUUCAUUAACCGUGAAUAUCCGUGAUAACCAUGAAAGUAGCUGUAGAGGGAUGCGCCCAUGGCGAACUGGAACGUAUAUAUGACACCAUAGCGAGCAUCGAAAAGGACAGCGGCACCAAGAUCGACUUGCUUCUGUGCUGCGGCGAUUUCCAGUCCACCCGGAAUCUAGAGGAUUUGCAGACGAUGGCGGUGCCAAAGAAGUACCUGGACAUGUGCUCCUUCUACAAAUACUACAGCGGUGAGCUGGUGGCUCCCGUCCUGACCAUUUUCAUUGGCGGGAACCACGAGGCCUCCAAUUACCUACAGGAGCUCCCCUACGGCGGUUGGGUUGCUCCCAAUAUCUACUACCUCGGCUACGCCGGCGUGGUCAAUGUAAAUGGAGUUCGCAUCGCUGGAAUAAGUGGAAUAUUCAAGGGCCACGACUUUUUGCGAGGCCACCACGAAUAUCCUCCUUAUACCGACUCCACGUGUCGCAGUGUCUACCAUGUACGGCAGUUGGAAGUCUUCCGGCUGAAGCAAUUGUCCGGGAGGGUGGACAUCUUCCUUUCCCACGACUGGCCCUCGGGAAUCUAUGAGUACGGGAACAAGGCACAGCUGCUGCGCAAGAAACCCUUCUUUAAGGCGGACAUGGAGAGCGGUAAGCUGGGCAGUCAGCCACUGGAGGAACUGCUGAAAGCCAUCCAGCCGACCUACUGGUUUGCUGCUCAUCUGCACUGCAAAUUUGCCGCCCUGGUGCCCCAUAAUCACAGCCCGAAGCGAGCUGAUGAUGGAUCCUCCUCCUCCAGCAGCAGCAGUGAGGAUGAAGACGAGGAAAAGGAGGAGAAGACAACACCUACGUCUCCCCCAACUAAACACGUUCCCGUGACAAAAUUCCUGGCUCUUGACAAAUGUUUGCCGCGACGUGCAUUCCUUCAAGUGGUGGAGAUACCGAGUGACCCCAUUGAGGGUAAACCACGUCUGGACUACGACGCCGAGUGGCUGGCCAUCCUGCAUAGUACAAAUCAUUUGAUUUCUGUAAAGGAGAACUACUACUAUCUGCCCGGAAAAAAGGCGGGAGAGCUUACAGAGCGAUUUAACUUCACGCCCACCGAAGAGGAACUGGAUGCGGUGACCACAAAGUUCCAGAAACUCCAGGUGCCGGAGAACUUUGAGCGCACAGUGCCAGCUUUUGAUCCCGCAGAGCAAUCCAACUACAAGCACAUGGUCGUGGGUCAACCGAAGGUGCACCUAAAUCCCCAAAGUAAUAGCUUUUGUGUUGCUUUGGGCAUAGAUGAUCCACUGUGCCUAGUUUUGUUGGCGAAUGGCAAAGAUCUGCCUGCGGUGGGAUGUGCUGAAACUGUCGCUGUUGAGGCAAACGAUAGCACUAAAGUGGAGCCGCUGGAAGAAGACAUCGGUGAACCUUUGGUCACGCCCACCAAACGGAAACUGAACUUAUCCCUGCCAGCUCCUAUAUCAGCACCUGCAGAUACUACCGAUAAAAAUGUAAUAGAUCUUCCCGAGGAGGUGGAACCGGAGGAAACAAUUGCAGAAACAGAAGCCCAUACGGUAGAGGAACAAGCUUCAGAGCCCGCUAGUCCCAAUAUCAAGAAGCUGAAGCGACGAAAUCAGAAUAUAUACCAAGCACAAGAUGAUUAAAACCUAACAA
This is a messenger RNA of Drosophila subpulchrella, 1688 nucleotides long. RefSeq names its product lariat debranching enzyme (gene ldbr). Gene Ontology annotation, cellular component: nucleus. Gene Ontology annotation, biological process: mRNA splicing, via spliceosome. Lineage: Eukaryota; Metazoa; Arthropoda; Insecta; Diptera; Drosophilidae. Bases 74 to 1678 code for a protein of 534 amino acids. The record is from RefSeq and is a predicted model, not a curated record. The transcript is spliced from 2 exons. Gene Ontology annotation, molecular function: RNA lariat debranching enzyme activity.